AAGAGAAACUGCUCAGAUUCUAAGCACCAAAGGAUACGAAGUAAAAAAGAGAGGCAUUAUUGACGUAAAAGGGAAAGGUCUUAUGGAAACAUAUUUCGUGAUAGGCAAACAGUUAAACAAACCUCCCACUUUCCAAAGACAACCUAGUCAUUAUAGUAGUUUAGCAGCAGUUGUCUAUGCCAUGGCUCAAACUAGAAAGAAACAUACCGGAAAUACUCCUGGAAGUGCUGUACUCGGUAGAGCAAGAACACAGCAAAAAGGAGAACGUAAAAUUAUGAACUAUAGUUCUAUGAGAAUAACUCACAAAUCUGGAGGAUAUCCUGUCAGACGAAAUACUACAAGAGGAGCCAAGGAAAAGCAUAUGCAUGCUAGAUCUCAGCCAAACAUGAGGCAAUUUUCCGGCUCUGGUACCUAUCUGGAAAACAUGAAGUCGAUGAAAUCCAUCGAACGAGAUGUUACUUCAAAUACAAUCAACCGGAUGGCAGUUUCGCAGUCAGCUCCUCAUACUCCUGUCACGGCAGCCAACCACGAAGGACCGAUUUUCAAAUCAGUGCCAAGACUAUUGUCUGAACCGAUAGUAAAUAGAUCCAAGAGCUGUUCUCCUUCGACGAAAACGAGUAGAUUAGAAAGACAAAUGAGCAUAGCUGCAGAUAGGAGGGACGAUGUUUGUGAAGAAUUUAAUGACAGUAUUAGGGCCAAGAAUAAAGCAAUAGUACCAGUUCAUUCACCCAAGCACCUUCCGAAGCGAGAAUCAAAAUUUUCCCUAAAAUCACCUUUGUCGAGGCGAGAAACCAAAAUCCAAAUUGAAAAUGCCAUCAACAGAGAAAAACUAAACAAGGUCCAUUCUUUAGACGGAACUCAUGUCUAAUUUUUUAUAUUCUAAAAAUAAAG
This is a messenger RNA of Diabrotica balteata, 891 nucleotides long. The record is from the annotation of a GenBank genome assembly. Lineage: Eukaryota; Metazoa; Arthropoda; Insecta; Coleoptera; Chrysomelidae.